AUGACUGAUACCAGUCCUCCUCCUCCCCCUCCUGAUAAUCAACGGUUUCAAUCUCUCCCUAAUAUAGCCAACUUUGUUAGUGUCAAACUAACCUAUGAAAAUUAUCUUACAUGGAAACACCAACUUGUUACCAUUCUCAAAACAAUGGGACUACUUGAACAUAUCAGUUCGACCCCACCCCCUUCCAUCAGUGAUACCGAUAAAUGGGACCACGAUGAUGGGUACGUCUCUGCUUGCAUCAAUGCAACGCUAGAUGCUUCAAUUGCUCAUCUUUCCAUCGGUACCGAAACCGCUGCGGACCUAUGGAAAAUCAUUGAAGACACCUUUUUUGACCAAGUUUUUGCCAAACGCUCACAUCUAAGAAGCCAAUUUCAGUUAUUAAAACAAUCAAACCAAUCUGUUACCGCUUAUUGUGAUCGAGCCAAACAACUUUCCGAUCAGUUGAACUCAAUCGAUGACCCGGUUACUGAUGAAAGUCUUGUGCUCCAAGUUUUGAAUGGCCUUGACCAUCCAACAUUCGACAACUUUGUGUUAAAUGUUGAACAUUCUGAUAAACAACCAACUUUUGCCCAACUACGAUCUAAACUUCUAAACUAUGAAGAACGCCUCAACCAACAAAAGCAAUUUUCCACUCCUCCAGUAGCUAUGGCUGCUGUCGAUAACUUCGGGCAGUCGCCCGUUGCCGACAAUUUCCGCUCCUCACCAUCCAACCCUCAACUUCGUUUCAUGUGUCAGAUUUGCAAGAAAAAUGGUCAUGAAGCCCCGUAUUGUCGUUACCGUUACACUCCGAGCAAUCAAUCCCCUGGUCCUCGUAAUAACAACUUCACAAAUCGUUACACCGGAGGUCGUCGCGGCGCUUUCAAUGGCUACCGUGGUCGUGGCCGUGCUUCUGGUUUUUAG
This is a messenger RNA of Helianthus annuus (common sunflower), 900 nucleotides long. RefSeq lists its product as uncharacterized. The record is from RefSeq and is a predicted model, not a curated record. Bases 1 to 900 code for a protein of 299 amino acids. Lineage: Eukaryota; Viridiplantae; Streptophyta; Magnoliopsida; Asterales; Asteraceae. The transcript has 2 exons.